Molecule: messenger RNA, 458 nt
Organism: Moneuplotes crassus
Lineage: Eukaryota; Ciliophora; Spirotrichea; Euplotida; Euplotidae
Source: the annotation of a GenBank genome assembly
CAAAUUUAACCAAUAAUAGAGGAAUAUAAGUCCAUUAGCAUAAUGGCAGCAGCAGUUAGCGACUUCUAUAUCCCAGAUUCCUCUCUUUCAACCCACAAAAUACAAUCGAAGGAUCAUGGGGAUGGCUUGACUAUCAGCCUUGAGCCUGUUCCAAAGAAGCUUAAGUCAAUUGUUGAGGAUUGGAACCCAAAUACGUUCCUGGUUUCUUUUAAGCUCGAAACAGACUCGAAAAUCUUAUUAGAGAAGGCCAGAUCUGCUAUUGAGAAAUAUAAUGUUCAUUUAGUAGUAGCUAACGAGCUUCAUUCAAGGUACGAUCAAGCAGUGUUAAUCUCUGCGGUAGAAGGUUCAGAGCCCGUAAUUCUUAACAAGAAUCCAUCAGACCCCAUUGAGAAAGAAAUCGUGGAAGGAAUUAUUAAUGCUCAUAUUUCUGCUUAAAAUUAAAGCAAACGUCAUUCUGA